GAGGAGCGGCAUGACGUGCAAGCAUCGGUCCCGCGGUCGACUAUUGGGGUGGCUCCAGUGCGGAAGUGAUCGGCCGUAGACUCACUGUUCCCAGCGAGCGGUCGGUUGAGUUGCUGGCGAUGGCGAGCCAACUUGUGCAGGCAGUGGCCGCUGUUGUGGUUCUGCAAUGCAUCUCCGCAAGCUGGGUUGGCGCGUGGGCAGGAUCGGCUCAGGCUGAGGGAGGUGACGAGGUGCACUGGGACUACAGCGGUGGGUCGCAUGGGCCAGGUGGCUGGGGUGACCUGAAGGCCGAGUGGGGUGUGUGCAAGUCGGGCAGCCGGCAGUCCCCGAUCGCCAUCACGGCGCUCGACCUGGUCACAGACCGCAGUCUGGGGAAGCUGGAUGCCAAGUACCGGAAGAGAGUUCAUGCCACUCUUUACAACAGCGGGCAUGGGGCUGAGGUAAGUGCCGUGGUCUCUGAAGUUCUCCCUUGGCGAUGUGGCGGUUAUCGUGGUCAAUUGGAACCAGUGAAGUUUAACCCUUGA
Physcomitrium patens is the source of this 524-nucleotide messenger RNA. The record is from RefSeq and is a predicted model, not a curated record. NCBI's taxonomy places the organism in Eukaryota, Viridiplantae, Streptophyta, Bryopsida, Funariales, Funariaceae.